Molecule: messenger RNA, 2031 nt
Organism: Erigeron canadensis
Lineage: Eukaryota; Viridiplantae; Streptophyta; Magnoliopsida; Asterales; Asteraceae
Product: beta-caryophyllene synthase-like
Exons: 9
Coding region: 71-1888 (605 amino acids)
Biological process (GO): diterpenoid biosynthetic process
Molecular function (GO): terpene synthase activity; magnesium ion binding
Source: RefSeq, a predicted model, not a curated record
AAUAGAAACACUAUUACCUAGCAACACAAUCUAAGCGGUGCACUCAAGAAAGAAGAAUCAAUUUGAAGUGAUGAUGAUUUUGACAGGUCCAAUGGUUAUUCAUUUCAACCAAAGAUUGUCGCUUCAACAACCCAGCCGAAUACACCACAGGUUCAACACAUAUGGUAGGACCCGUCUUACUGGUGGUUUCGGGUCUACCCACAACAACAUUGUUCAUAAUAAGAGAUUAAUAAACAUGUAUUCUACACAAAAGGAAGAUAUCCGCCCCCUAGCUAACUUUUCUCCGGGCAUUUGGGGAGAUCAGUUUCUUAUCUACCUCCCGAAAGAAAUAGAUGAAGCCGAUGAGGAACAGAUAAUUGGAAACUUGAAAGAGGAAGUACGGAAAAAUUUGAAGGUAGCUUCGGAUUCACCCAUCGAACAUACAAACCUCUUGAAGACGAUUGAUACAAUCCAACGUCUUGAUAUAGCCUACUAUUUUGAGGAAGAGAUUACGCAAGUGUUGCAAUAUGUAUAUGAUAGAUAUGUUGAUAAAUGGAAUGGUUCUAACCCUUCCCUUUGGUUUAGACUCAUGCGGCAACAAGGCUUUUAUGUUUCAUGUGAUAUUUUCAAUGACUAUAUGGAUGAAAAUGGAGAUUUCAAGGAAUCCUUAGUCCAGGAUGUUCAUGGCAUGCUUGAGUUGUACGAGGCAACAUUUAUGAGGGUAGAAGGAGAAGUUGUACUAGACAAUGCUCUUGCUUUUACUAGAUCUCAUCUUGAAGUUAUAGCAAAGGAUACUUUUUUUAGUGAUUCUACUCUUUCUAUCAAAAUAAAGGAAGCACUAAAACAACCACUACAGAAAAAAAUGUCGAGAGUCGAGGCGUUGUUCUACAUUCCGUUAUACGAACAACAAGAAUCUCAUGACAAGAAUUUACUUAAACUCGCAAAAUACGGGUUCAACAUGAUUCAGUCAUUACACAAGAAGGAGCUUAGCCAACUAACCAUGUGGUGGAAAGGUUUGAAUGUCUCGAAAAAUUUACCUUACAUAAAAGAUAGAUUGGUUGAAAGUUACUUCUGGGCAGUUGCUGUAAACUGUGAUCCGCAGUUUUAUCGAGCUCGAAUUUUCUUUGCAAAACUAACAGUACUAUAUACUAUUAUAGAUGAUACUUAUGAUGCUUAUGGUACUUACGAAGAACUCAAGAUCUUUACCGAGGCAAUUGAAAGAUGGUCAAUUACAUCUUUAGACAUUCUUCCAGAAUACAUGAGAUUGAUCUACAAAGGGCUAAUAGACGCGUACAAAGAAAUGGAAGAAUGGACCGAAAAUGAAGGGAAAGAAGAUCUUAUUAACUGUGCUAAAGAGUUUACGAAAGAUUUGAUUAGAUGUUACAUGAUGGAAGCGAAAUGGGUAAACGAGGGGUACAUGCCAACACCAGAAGAGCAUGCGCAAGUUGCAUUCACGACGGCCGGUGGUAACGUGGUUGUAACAUCAUGUCUUCUUGGCAUGGGAGACGUAGUCACAAAGGAGGCAAUCGAAUGGGCUCUGACUGAACCACCUUUAUUUAAAUGUGCAUCUAUAAUUACUAGACACCUCAAUGAUAUCGUCGGACAUACGUUUGAGCAAGAACGAAAUCAUUUCCCAUCGAGUGUUGAAACUUACAUGAAGAAAUAUGAGGUCACGGAGGAGUAUGCCCGUGACUUGUUGCACAAGAGAAUAGAUGAUGCAUGGAAAGAUAUGAACAAAGAGUUGCUCGUGAAUAAAGAUAUUCCAAGGCCUGUAAUAAUGAUAGCACUCAACUAUGUACGGUCCAUUGAAACUUUAUAUCAAAAUGACACGGAUCACUUCACGAAUGCGGAUAAACUCAAAGAUAAAAUCAAGUCCUUUUUCAUUGAUGCUAUCAGUGUAAGUCCCUAAAAGCCCGAUCGUUUGGAAGACGCUGUUUAUUAUGUCAAGAGUGCAGAAUCCUCUUAAGUAGAUAACUAGUUUGCUAUCUUAAUUAAUUUAUCCUCUCAACAAUUAAUAAUGUAAUAAUCGACUUAAGAAGUUACACGACUGUU